AUGCCGAGACCCUUACCAAACGGCAAAGGAUCACUAGCACAGAUUCUGAUAUCAACGUCGGAGUCACCGGAGUCAUUACACACUCCUAUACAUGUUGUGCUAGUCAUGGAUGGACUGAGAGCACUUACGCUGAAGCCACUUGAAUGGGUCCUCCGCAAUGUAGUCCUUGGGGCUAGUUGCACCAUUACCCUCCUUGGCGUAACACCUUGGCUUAAUAUUCCUCGUGAGUUCUCGUCUAAGACAUGGUCAGAGAUUUGGGCCAAGGAUCUUGAAGAUUUGUUGAGCAUAAAAGAGACACUGGAGUGGAAAAGUGACGUGAAGUACCAAAAGGUCCAACAAGUCAUAGAUCUUUGCCGAAAAUAUGGGGUGGUGCCGCAAAUGAGAACUGGAAGCGGGUACCCUUUGAACCUUCUUGUCAUUGAGCAAAUUACAAACCUUCAUCCGAAACUGGUAGUGUUUGAUAGGCACCAUCACAGGAAGUACAUAGAAUACUAUGCUGAGAGACUUCCAUGCAACAUAGUUGUAAUGAAGGAUGAUGGACAGGUUGACAUGAUCAAAGGCCGAUCCCAUGUUGAUGAUGUCGAGAGCACACCGGGAGAGUCACCGGCUACGUCAGCACAACGUAGUCCACUGUUGAUUCUUUCAGAUCAUUUGAAACAAAUUCUGAAGAUAGGAGGAGGAGCCAGGGAAAAAAAGGGAAAGGACCGGGAAGCCUCUCCGGGGGGGUAG
This is a messenger RNA of Ilex paraguariensis (yerba mate), 729 nucleotides long. The record is from the annotation of a GenBank genome assembly. NCBI's taxonomy places the organism in Eukaryota, Viridiplantae, Streptophyta, Magnoliopsida, Aquifoliales, Aquifoliaceae.